Sphenostylis stenocarpa is the source of this 1425-nucleotide messenger RNA. The record is from the annotation of a GenBank genome assembly. NCBI's taxonomy places the organism in Eukaryota, Viridiplantae, Streptophyta, Magnoliopsida, Fabales, Fabaceae.
AUGUCUUCUUCGUCCUAUUCCACAAAGGACCAAAUCUCCCUUGCCCUUCGUCACAUUCUUCUUCGUUCCUCCCUCACAGCCCACGAGGGUAACCACGCACGCAAUCCCAUGUCCAUGUCCACGCCCAUGCUGGGGUUCUGCACCUCCAAAACUGCACAACAAAAGGCACUACGAGAUGGGAUCUCGGACUACAAGGGUUCUUCUGCUGCCAACGUGUCUUCUUCGUCGGUGGCAGUCAAUACUGAGAAUGGAACCGAUGACUGCCACUGCGAGAGUGAGGUGCUGCUUCGAGAGGGUGAAACGUUGGUAGAAGAGGUUCGAGUUACGCCGAAGUGCUUUCGUUCUGGGAGUUCCUCCAAAAGAAGCAGAGCCGCGGAAGUUCAUAACUUGUCUGAAAAGAGGAGGAGGAGUAGGAUCAAUGAGAAAUUGAAGGCUUUGCAAAAUCUAAUUCCUAAUUCUAACAAGACCGAUAAGGCUUCAAUGCUUGAUGAAGCUAUUGAAUACCUUAAACAGCUUCAGCUCCAAGUACAGCCCCCCCCCCACCACCCCAAACCUACAAGACCAACCCCCCUACCCUCCCCACUGCCACACCCCAAUCUGCAAGACCCAGCCCCCCACCCUAACCCGCCAGACGACCUAAGAGUUGGACCGCUCGCCGUCACAGAAGCUGGGGCGAGUUGCGCCACCUGGCCAGAUUGCUGGAUGAGGUUCAUUUUUGGCUUUCUGCUUCCGUGGAAGCUCAGAUGGAGGGAGCGGAGCUCCGAAUUUAAGAUGCUGUCAAUGAGAAAUGGGUUGAGUUGGCAUCCUAUGUUCCUUCCAGAAGGUUUGCAACCUCCGCAAUUGUCUCAGAUGAGAAUGGAUUCAAGUGAAGAAAACAGGUCUAUCCCUUCAAACACUACAGCAACUCUGCCUAUGCACCAAGAAAACCCCAUGCACUAUUCAUCCAAUCUUCCUAACAAACACACAGUAGCAGAUCAGCCAUCCAUGUCCACCCCAGCAUAUGUAUUCAACUCAGAAACUUCUUUCAGGCUGGAAUCUCCCAUCCCUGAAAAUAUAAGAUCAUUUCAACUCAGAAGCUUUUCUGAGCAGAUAUGCAGAGAAGACAUAUUGCGGCACCAACAUUUGAGUGCAAACCAUUCAGAUACCAAUCCAUUAGGUUGCUCUCAAGUUAAAGACAACAUCAUUUUGGAAAACUGCAUCCCUGGAAGUGAUCGAUCUGGAGUGGUGUUGAGAAAUAGUGAGCCCAACACUAUUCUGACCCAGCGGUUAAGUGGAUGGGAGACAAUGUUAGAGUCUAAUACACCUCAAGUAAGUGGUUCAUCUUCUACCGCACCAUCCUCUAAAGCCAAAGCAAAGGUUAUAGGAUCUGCAUUUGACAAGUCAAGUACACAGGCAACAGAGUUUCGAUAUCUUAUAGGUUUUUGA